AUGGGACAGUAUAAAGUAGUGAAGAUGAAGAACCUCCUGAGAGCACACGAGAACAAAGUGUACAUCUCGGGAGAGUAUAAGAGUGAAUAUUGCAUAGUGAAAGGAUAUGUGUUCAGGGUGCGGGUAGACUAUGAAAUGCCUCCAUACAGCAUAGCGCUGUCGCAAGUCCAGAGAGCGCUUGUGAGCCUGCAGGAAAACGAGUACGUGGACGUAAUCGAUGCUUCGGGCGACAGGCUCGGCGUAAUUGAGGAAGUCUGCAUUUCCAUUGUUGGGAAAGUAAAGGGCGUGCACGUGCGGGUGUCCCACAAAACUGUUCUGAAGACAUUCCUGGAUGUGCUGGAGGGAAUUCCCCUUGUGGAGGGCCAGGAGCUGGGGCUUCUCAUGGAGUCUGAGGCGGUUUCAGAGUCUGCUGCCCGGGACGUUCUUUUCAUGUGCCGCGUGGAGAGCAUGCGCAUGCGGAGCGGGUCUCUUGUGGGAGUAGUUCGCAGAAACACGCAGGUGCUUAUAGGUGAGCACAAAGGCGUGACUAUCUUGGGGCUUGGAAACGAGCUAAACAUAAACUCGCAGUUUGACUUCCAGCAGAUGGAGAUUGGGGGGCUCAAAAAAGAGUUUGGAGAGAUGUUUAGGCGCGCGUUCAUACAGAGAAUGUACAACCCAGGCUUUAUUAAGGACAUGGGGAUAAACCACAUAAAAGGCAUUAUGCUGUACGGGCCGCCAGGCACAGGAAAGACCCUUAUUGCGCGGAAGAUGUCGUCCCUUUUGAACUCUGCGCCGCCCAAGAUUGUGAACGGGCCUGAAAUACUGAACAAGUAUGUUGGGCAGAGCGAGGAAAAUAUUCGAAAAUUAUUUGAAGACGCGGAGCGGGACUACAAGAUGUACGGAGACGAAAGCGCCCUGCACAUAAUAAUAUUUGAUGAGAUCGACGCAAUCUGCAAGAGCCGAGGGUCUUCGAACGGGGUUGGCGACCAGGUGGUGAACCAGCUGCUCUCGAAAAUAGACGGGGUGGAGUCAUUGAACAACAUUCUUGUAAUAGGGAUGACAAACAGGCUGGACUUGAUUGACGAUGCCUUGCUGCGCCCGGGGCGGUUUGAGAUACACAUAGAAAUAUCAUUGCCAGACGAGAGCGGGCGGCUGGAAAUUCUCAAGAUCCACACAAGCAAGAUGGAGAAGAACUGCUUUAUGAAAAAAGACGUGGAUUUGCGAAGCAUAGCAAAAAAGGCCAGAAACUACACGGGCGCCGAAAUAACAGCGCUUGUAAAGAGUGCGGCUUCGUUUGCCUUGGAAAGGUCUAGAAGCACAAAAACAGAUGUAAUGAUAGAUAUGGACGAUUUCACAAGGGCCCUGGAGGAGACUGUUCCUUCGUUUGGAGUGAGCACGGCUUUGCGCAUACCCGAGCCGUUCUACCCGUACCCCUCCGCGCAGAGCGUGCUUGAAUUUGGAGACUCGAUUGUGGGGAGGCUCCGAAAGGACACGCAGAAAAAGUCGAAGACGCUCUCCUUGCUCCUAACCGGAGGGCCGGGCGUGGGGAAAACCGCGCUUGCUGAAAUGAUUGCGAAGAGGUCUGAAGUCCCGUUCAUUCGCGUUAUAUCGCCGAAAGACAUCGUAGGAAAAGAAGAGAACGAGAAAGUGAACUACAUAAAGAAGACCUUUAAGGAUGCAUAUAAGAGCACGGAGUCGCUUGUGGUGCUGGACGACAUGGAGGGCCUUAUGGACUAUGUGGGAAUUGGGCCUAGAUUUUCCAACCCCAUACUGCAGGCUAUGAAGCUGUUUGCAAAGAAUCAGAGCCGGUACAAGGUCAUGGUUAUAGGGACAGCCACAGACAAGUCUCUGAUGGAGGAGUGCGGAAUAUUUGGGUCAUUUGAUGCCCAUUUAGAGCUUACAACGCUGACCCCGCAGGACGCCAACUGGCUCACUGCAAACACACCUCUUUCUGUUACCUCAAGCAAAACCAUACGAGAAAUCAUUCAAUAA
This is a messenger RNA of Nematocida major, 1971 nucleotides long. Its product is annotated as vesicle-fusing ATPase. Gene Ontology annotation, cellular component: Golgi stack. Gene Ontology annotation, biological process: Golgi to plasma membrane protein transport; intra-Golgi vesicle-mediated transport; SNARE complex disassembly. The coding region runs from base 1 to 1971 and encodes 656 amino acids. The record is from RefSeq and is a predicted model, not a curated record. Lineage: Eukaryota; Fungi; Microsporidia. The transcript has a single exon. Gene Ontology annotation, molecular function: ATP hydrolysis activity; ATP binding.